This is a messenger RNA of Planococcus citri (citrus mealybug), 1811 nucleotides long. Its product is annotated as sialin-like. Bases 148 to 1659 code for a protein of 503 amino acids. The record is from RefSeq and is a predicted model, not a curated record. NCBI's taxonomy places the organism in Eukaryota, Metazoa, Arthropoda, Insecta, Hemiptera, Pseudococcidae. The transcript has 10 exons. Gene Ontology annotation, biological process: transmembrane transport; monoatomic anion transport. Gene Ontology annotation, cellular component: membrane. Gene Ontology annotation, molecular function: transmembrane transporter activity.
UAUGUAAUCAUAAAUUAGUUUUCGAUCUCAGACUGAUCAGUGAUCAUGCACUUAGUUGAUGUGAGUCUUGUGGAACUUUAUUUAUCCUAAUUUCUGCCAAUCUGAGUUGUUUGUAGCAUAUUUCAACGGGAUAGGUAGUCCGGAAAAAUGCAGAAACGUAAUAUACUUAGAUGGCUACUAUUAUUUCUACUUCUCUGUAACACGUUCGUCACAUUGAAUAUUAAUAUCGCAAUCGUGUCCAUGGUGAAUACUCAAAAUGUUGAAAUCACAUUCAAUAAAUCGCAAACUAUAUGUCCAAAUGCUAGUUUCUUCUCAAGAAAUCAUUUGGAGAACGACGAUAUUGAAAAAUCAUUGGCAAAUUCAAUUCAAAAAGAUGGAUACGACUGGUCAGAAGCUGAACAGAAUUUAGUACUUUCGGGGUAUCAUUGGUUGAAUUAUGUUUCAAUUAUGCUCGGUGGUAUUCUAGCUCAUAAAUAUGGAUCGAAGAAAGUCGUUGGUUUUGCUCAAGUGAUUUCAUCCGCAAUGUCAUCUCUGAUUCCGACUAUAGCCGGAUAUGGACCCCUGGAAGUAGCCUGGCUAAGAGCCAUACAAGGAGUUUUGUCGUUUAUGUCUGUACCAGCUGGAUUGUUUUCAAUCGUGGGAAAUUGGAGUCCACCCGAUGAACGAGCCAGAUUUGGAGCCAGUCUUGCACUUGGUUCAUAUUUGGGUUUAACGCUGGGCAGCUUCUUAUUUGGGUUCAUUGGGCAAUAUUUACACUGGACGUGCAUUUUUCACUUGACCAGUCUGCUUGGAAUUAUUUGGGGUUUAUUUUGGUAUUUCCUGGUCAGUGAUACACCAGCUUCUCAUUCCUCAAUUACAAUUGAAGAAAAAAUAUAUAUUGAAAGUAGCCUGAAAGAGGUUACUGCACGGACAAAGGUAGAUAUUCCUUGGAAAGGUAUCAUUUCUAGUGUACCACUGAUGGCGACCAUAUUUGCAGUGAAUUCAAUCACAUGGACAUGGGUAGCAAUGACCACGUAUUCUCCUACAUAUCUCAAAAUAUUUUAUGGACUGCAUUCAAAUGAAAUCGGAAUCAUCACAAGUACGCCAUAUUUUGUAGUUAUGGUACUGAUUGUUGGAAUUGCCUACUGGAGUGAUUUGGUUCUCAGGAAAAAUCGGCUUAGUAUUACAGCUGUAAGAAAAAUUUGUACAUUUCUAGGUAGUAUAGUUUCUGCAAUCCCAUUGAUAAUUAUUGCUUUUACGAAAUGUGAUCUGAUUUUGACCGUGUGCUGUAUGAUGAUCAACUGUAUUAUGAGAGCGUUUACCAUGUUUGGACCAUUAUUAGUUGUCAUGGAUCUCAGUCCUAAAUUUUGUGGAAUUUUAGAAGGAAUUACAGGGACUUCAUCCUCCAUAUUGACAUUCGCAUUUGCCACGAUGGUUAAUCAUUUUACCAAAGUCUACGAGCAUGAUAAUGAGUGGUUGUGGAAGAUGAUAUUCUUGUCAACAGCAUUAUAUGGUAUUUUUGCCAAUGGAGUUUUCAUGAUCUUUGGCUCUGCCGAAGUACAACCUUGGAAUUUUCAAGAUGAUUUUGAACUAUGCUCCAAAGACAUGAAUAAUGAAGCCAAUGACUCUGUUAAGACCAGUUUUGAGAUGAAGAAUGGUGAAGAUAAAGAAAUCAGGUGACAUAAGUUAAAGAUUGUCAUUGAGAUGAAGAGUGGUGAAAAUAAAGAAAUCAGGUGACAUAAGUUAAAGAUUGUCAGAAAUGUUUUUUUUUUAAUUUUAAUUGGUCUCAUUUGUGAUUCAAAUCGAAUAAAUACCUGUUGAAUUUCUUCUUA